AAUCAACUACCUCUCAUUCAUCUCCUCCAACCAGAACCACCGUGAUGCCGCCGGGGAUACCGCCGGCGCCUCCGCCACCGCCGCAAACUUAAAUUCUCCACUCAUCUCACAUGUCUCCAGCUGUUUCUCGACAAUGUCAGCCCCCAAUUCCGCGAAGCAAGCCAAGGCACGUGACCUAAAGCACCGCGUGCUCACGUGCCUUCACAAGCUCUCUGAUCGGGAUACGCACUCUGCCGCGGCGUCGGAGCUCGAAUCGAUCGCCCGAAAUCUCACCGCCGACGCGCUCCCCUCCUUCAUCUCCUCCGUCACCGCCACCGACGCCUCCGACAAGUCGCUCGUCCGCCGCCAGUGUCUCAGGAUGGUCUCGAUCCUCUCCGAGCACCACGGAAACUCUCUCUCUCCGUACCUCUCGAAAAUCCUCUCCGCCGUCGUCCGCCGCCUCCGCGACACCGACUCCUCGGUCCGCGCAGCCUGCGUCGCCGCGUCUCUAUCCCUCUCGUCUCACGUCACUUCCCCUCCGUUCGCGUCCAUGAUCAAGCCGUUCGUUGAAUCGUUGUUCACGGAGCAGGAUUCCAAUGCUCAGACCGGCGCCGCGUUGUGUUUUGCGGCGGUGAUCGAAGGAUCGAGGAAUCCGGACGCCGCGAGCUUGAGGAGGCUGCUCCCGAGGAUCGAGAAGCUGGCAAAGAGCGACAGUUUCAAGGCGAAGCCGGCGCUUUUGGCGCUGGUGGGGAGUUUGGUGGCGGUGGAGGGAGUGCUGCGUGGUGGCGGGAGGAAUGUGGUUCGGAAUUCGCUUAAUUUGUUGGUGGAUUUCCUAAGUAGUGAUGACUGGGCCGCGAGGAAGGCGGCUGCGGAGGCGUUGGUGAAGAUCGCAGCCGUGGAGAAGGAAUCACUUUCUGAGUAUAAGGCGUCGUGCUUGCAGACUUUUGAGGCUAAGAGAUUUGAUAAGGUGAAAGCAGCAAGGGAGACGAUGAAUCAGAUGAUUGAAGCUUGGAAGGAAAUUCCAGAUUUACCCGAGGAGUUCGCGCCGCUACCAGAAUCCAAGGCGUCGUCUAAACAAAAAGCCAGUGAUGGCUGUUACCCUCCUGUCUCCAAGACUUCCUGCUCUGUUGGGUCUAACACUCUAUUACCAAGGAGAAGGAUGCCCUAUGCUGAUGGUUCUCCAGCUUUGACUGUGCGGAAAAGAAGUCCUCUUGGUUCAAAUGCAAAUAAAACAGGCCCGGCAAUGUUCCAGAAGUUAGAUCGGAAGAAGCCCUCUGACAUGAAAGUUGAAAUUGUCACUCCUGCUGCUUGUUACGGUGUGGAACUAUCCGACGGUAAAGGUGAACAUGCUAUGGAAGCCAGUGAUGGAGAGAUGAAAGCAUUUGAAAAGUCAGGAAUUAAACGUGCCCUUUUCAAGGAGAACAAUGGGAAGCAUAAGCUUGGGCUCUUUAGAGGUGGCUCGCGUGUUGUUCCAUGUUGUGACACCAGCGUUGUUGUUAGUAAUGAAACAGGAGAUAUCUGUAGGAACCAGAGAGAGUGUGAUGACUUAUCUUUGAUAUGUAACCAACUUCUUCAGAUUGAAAGUCAGCAAUCCAAUUUGAUGGACAUGCUUCAGAAAUUUAUCGGAAGCUCACAGAAGGGAAUGGAUUCCCUUGAGGCGCGUGUACAUGGUCUAGAGCUUGCUCUGGAUGAAAUUUCGUUCGAUCUAGCUGUCUCAACUGGAAGGAUGUCUACUUCAGGAGCUAUGUGCUGCAAGCUACCUGGUACUGACUUCUUGAGCUCAAAGCUGUGGAGAAAAGCGGGAUCUCGUUUUUUUACUCCUCGAUUACCUUCCGCUUCUAGUGGAAACCCAUCAUUGUUUGGAAAUGGUGAAGGGUUUCUCCAAGGUCGCCAUGCGCUGGUCAUGAACCCACUGGCCAAAAUUCCUUGUGGCUCCCCAGGUUUUCCUGAAGUUUCCUCAAGUAGAGCUGUAUAUAAUAGUACUACUUGAUGCGUGACAUCCAUAUGCCCGGGCUACUCGAGUGCAGGCACCCAAAUAGAGAUUAAGCUGCUCCAUACAAAUGAAUUAGCAUAAUAUAGCUCAUUUUGAAUUAGCCUAAGCUGCUCCAUACUCUUGAUACCCACGUGUGUAUACAAUUUCCUCAGUAAAACAAGGAUGAACAGCCUCCUCGUCUCUGGACGAGUAUACGAGCUCCCAGAGUCGCAGAAGAACAAAGACUUGCCAGCAGGUGCAGUAGAUGUGUCCAUUAUCAAAUGGACUGAAUCAUGAAGUAUAGAUGCAUAAUAUGCUCGAGAAAUGAAAAGCUUGUGCUUCAACAUUUUUCUUUAUGGUAGUGAGAAAAUGUUGUCAUUCUUUAUUGACUCAGAAUGAUGGCGAAUUGAAUGAUUUGAUGAGGGUAGACCGCUUUGUAAUGUCUCUUUUUUAUGCCUAAGAAAUAAGGACCACUUCCUAAGAUA
Messenger RNA from Salvia hispanica, 2436 nucleotides. RefSeq names its product TORTIFOLIA1-like protein 4. Gene Ontology annotation, molecular function: microtubule binding. Gene Ontology annotation, cellular component: microtubule. Lineage: Eukaryota; Viridiplantae; Streptophyta; Magnoliopsida; Lamiales; Lamiaceae. The record is from RefSeq and is a predicted model, not a curated record.